Molecule: messenger RNA, 3404 nt
Organism: Chlamydomonas reinhardtii
Lineage: Eukaryota; Viridiplantae; Chlorophyta; Chlorophyceae; Chlamydomonadales; Chlamydomonadaceae
Exons: 11
Coding region: 381-2675 (764 amino acids)
Biological process (GO): cilium assembly
Cellular component (GO): ciliary transition zone
Source: RefSeq, a predicted model, not a curated record
GGUCAAGUCGGCAAGCCGCAGGUCGAAUUGCACGUCAAAGAAAACCGCUCUGCGACAUUUACCCACGUAGCAGCGCACAGGACAAACCAAAUUGCAUGUUAUCCAGCGACUUUACAUUCAUUUUCGAGCUGUUUCUUUUGCUUUUCAAAACCCCUACGCGCACUUGACAUUCUGGCCGCUCGCUCGCGCGCUUAAGCAUACUUUGGUCACAAGUAGCUGGAAAGCCAGGCAAAAGCCCAAAGUUCCAAGCUGACUGGCAUCUCCCCGCAGCUGUCCUUAUACCGCACGGGCCCUGGCCCGGCAACCAAAAAUGGCACGAGCAAUAGUAUUCUACGACUAUUGAUAGCAUAGGUGUGCCAGCAGUGGCAGAAUAGUGUCAAAUGUCGACGAAUGGAGUUACUGGGCGACGGUCGUCGCGACAACGGCUUCCGCCAGCCGACGGCGCGGACAACUACAACGAUGCUGGCUUAGCUGCGAUGCUGCCACCGCCAGCUGGCAUGCCGGCGGCAACAGGUCUUCCGCUGGGCGCUCCUCCGCUCGGAGCUCCCCCAGCAGCAGCUGGCCCCAGCCCUGAGCAAGCACCCCAGCAGCCGGCGCCGAGCUCGCUCUUUGGCCUCGCGGCGGAGCUCGCGGGCACGGCGCCGCCCACCCUGCCAGCGCCCGCCCCGGCCCCCGUGCCAGGCGCAGCCCGGCUCGCGCCUGCGCGCCUGGGCCCGGCACGCGGGCCGCCGCCCCCGCCCGACCCCUUCUCCCUCGCCGACCAGGCCCGGCGCAACCCACGCUCCGGCCAACAACUCGCCCGCGCCACCGGCGCCGGCGAGGUGCCCUACGGCCUAGCCCUGGAGCUUCUGAACGGUGCUGCGGCGGAGCCCGGCUCGCUGCUCAACCCCGCCACAGCCGCCGCGGCGGAGCAGGCCGCCGCCUCCCGCGCCGCGGAGCGCGCUGCACGCCGGGCGCUGGGCCCCUCCCUCGCACGCGCCGGCGGCCCGCCCGGCGCACUGCCUGUCAGCGGCGGCGGCGCCACGCCCUACGACGCCGCGCUAGCCUACGACAACCCGCUCGCGCUGCCGCCGCCGCCGCCGGAUUCCGUACUGCCGCAAUCGCUUCAGCCGCCGCCUCUGGAUCCGUUCACAGUCAUGGAGCUAGCUGCCAACGCACAGGGCCUGCCGGAGCCCGAGUAUGGUCUGGUGGCGGAGCUGCGAAACCGCGCGCCGCCGGACCCGUUCGCCAAUGAGUACGGCUUGGCGGCGGAGGCGGCGCGGCGGCGCUCGCGGUCGCCGUCGCCGAUGGGCCGUGCGGGGCGGCUGCCGCCGCUGCGUGCGCGGCGGCGACUGGAUGCAGUGCUAGCUCCCGGGGAGGCGGACCUUGCUGACGAGAUGGCUGCGCGGCAGCGGCAGGCGGCCCUGGACGCGGCCGAGCCGUUCAGUGCGGCGGCGCGCGCGGACGGCCAGGACCCCUUCGCGCUGGCGGAUGAGCAGCUCAAGGUCCCGCGCGAGAUGCUGGACCCCUACCUGCCCAGCCAGCAGGAGGUCCCUGGCGAGCACGAGCGGCUCAAGACGGAGGGCGGCGCGGCGGACGCCGUCAGCGACGACGACGAGCUGUACGGCCUGGCGAGGGAGCUGGGCGUGGACCUGGACACGGCCAGGCGGAUACGGGCGGAGCGGAGGGCGCAGGGCCUGGACGCGUUCGGCAUGCCGCUGGCGGGUGGCGCCGCCGCCGCCGCCGCCGCCGCCCAGGAGCAGGCGGAGCCGCCGGGCCCCAAGUACAUAUACGACGACGACACAGGCAUGAUCGUCACCACAGAGGGCGGACAGGGCGAUGGCGGGCGUGUGGCGCGGCAGUACAUUGAGGACGAGGUGACGGGGCGGUUCUACAAGCUGCAGUCCAAGAGGCGGCGGCUCUUCGCCUUCUUCCGGCGCAAGGAGCCCGCGCUCAUGGAGGACGACAGCGACGAGGAGGACGCGCGCGGCUUCCGCGGCUCCAUGCGGAGCACCGUGAACUGGCUGUCCAACUUCUUCUGCGUGCUGGGGCUGUUCAUGGAGGGCCUGCUGGCGGGUCUGGCGCUGCUCAACUUCUUCAUGACGUACGUGCUGUACAGCCGCAACGGCCUCAGGCGCUCCCUGGCCUACUACGCGCCCAUCGCCCUGGACAUGAACCGCCUCUACUACUCGCUGCUGGUGCUGUCCAUCAUCAGCUCCACCAGCAGGCUGGCCCGCGACAGGCUGCGGCAGUGGGGUCCCCGCGGUCUGUACCUGGCGGCGGUGGACUACUGCCAGAUACUGGCCUACCUGGUGGCCUACGUGGCGUCGGUCCUGUGCACGCCGCUGGACGACGAGCUCAAGUACGAGUCCGACCGCAACCCGCGCUUCUGGCAGCUCACCUGGAGCAGCGGCUUCGAGGGCCGCUUCACCACCUGGAACAUACUCAACGUGCUGCGGACCAUAUUUAUCGGCAUUGCCUGGUGCCUGGCCUGCUACCAGCUGUCCCCGGCCGUGUACAGCGCCACGCUGCGGGCCGAGGUGCGCGGGGCGCGGCGGCAGCACGCCCUCAUGGCCAGCGGCGCGGCGGGGCCGGCGGGGCUGGCGCUGGUGGCGAAUGGAGGCGGCAAGGGCGGAGGUGGGGGAGGAGGGGGAGGAGGAGGGCAGGUGGAUCGCAUGCAGCGCAAGACGGCGUGAGGCUGAGAGGUGGUGGGGGUGGGGGUGGGGGUGGAAGAUGGGUGGUGGAAGUGGUGGUGGCGGUUGUUGCUGGGUUAGGAUUGUGCGCGAGAGGGGCGGCGCCAAUGCGCGGGGCCUUCUCCGGCGAUUAUGAGCUGCUGACAGCUGUGAUCAUAUGUAUGGUGGGUGUGGCUCCACGGUGUGGCUCCUUGGCGGCGCAAUCGUUGUGAACCUACAUUGGGAUGCUGCUGCAAGCAUUACUGCAUCAGCCGAACUGCAAUGCGCGACUCAAGUGAAUGUGCACUAGCCGCCGCUAGUUGGCCACUUGACCCUGCCAGUGGAGCACCAGAGGUGCUGUGUCGACGGAUGCGCCGGUGCAUUCCCAACUCCGCAUCUAGGGACUAGGGGGCUUCACCUGGUUGCACCGCUGCGGCAAUGGUCGCCGGUGGCUGCGGCCGGUCAUGCGUAAUGCGUUGUACCGAGGACAGGGUGUGAGGGCGCUAUUAUGUGCAAGCAGAAAGGCUCAUCCCUGCUGUGCGCCAGCCACUGGCGUGCGGAAUUUAAGACCUGCAUUUGGACUAGAGAUUAUUGGGGUGCAGGUGAGUGCCCGGGAGCGGGUUUUCUAACGCAAAGGGCGCGCGGGCGAGGGCGCUGGGACGGGCGGUCUUGACGGUGCUGCGCGCAGCAUGGAUGCCACGCCAAGGCGCCAAGCGGGGUUGGAUUGCUCGAGACCGUGCCGAGAAUCAUACA